Molecule: messenger RNA, 1662 nt
Organism: Megalops cyprinoides (Indo-Pacific tarpon)
Lineage: Eukaryota; Metazoa; Chordata; Actinopteri; Elopiformes; Megalopidae
Exons: 9
Coding region: 67-1212 (381 amino acids)
Biological process (GO): biosynthetic process
Molecular function (GO): strictosidine synthase activity
Source: RefSeq, a predicted model, not a curated record
CUCUAUCUGCUGAGAAAGAGACGCGCUGAACCAAGUAUCUGACGGCUAACAGCCAUCGCUCGAGUCAUGAUUGGACGGGGCGCCCUGUGUAUUGCGGCUGCUGCCGUGAUCGUGGGAGUGUACCUCGUACCCUCUCCCAUCGACCCCAAGCCAUUCAUAUUUGAGGGUCCUCCUCCAGCUCUUGAGGGCCCUUUGGCGGUGAACACCAGGCUGCAGAAGGGACGCAGGCUCUUCGCUGGCCAGCUAAAGGGGCCUGAAUCUUUCACUGCUGACGAGCAUGGGAAUGUGUAUACAGGCACGGUGGACGGAAAGUUGUGGAGAAUCCACCAGGACGAGCUCCACUUCAUCACACAGAUGGGGACCAACAUCCCAGAAUGCGGUCAGGAUACGGACUACGAGCCCUUGUGUGGCCGUCCUCAUGGGGUGAGGCUGGACCGGCACGGCCAGCUCAUUGUGGCCGACUCCUACCUGGGUCUGUUCCAGGUCGACCCACAGAGUGGGGAGAAGACUCUUCUUCUGUCCAGUCGGAACGGUGCGGACGGGAUCCCGUUCGGGUUCCUGAAUGGGCUGGAGAUCUCUCGGAACGGCACGGUAUUCUUCACUGACUCCAGCAGCAGGUGGGGCAGGAGGCACGUCCGCUACGAGGUGCUCGAGACCAACCACCUGGGGCGCCUCCUCAUGUAUGACCCAGAGACAGGAAACGUGAAAACGCUGCUGGACUCCCUGUACAUGCCCAAUGGCAUCGCGUUUUCACCCGACGAGGACUUCCUGCUGAUGGCUGAGACCAGCAUCGGCCGCAUCCUCAGGUACUGGCUGAAGGGGCCCAAGGCCGGUACCAAGGAAGUUGUCUUGAACAACAUGCCCGGUUACCCCGACAACAUCCGUGCGAGUGACCGUGGCACAUUCCUGGUGGGCAUCACCACCAUCCGCUUCCCCGGCCGCCUCUUUCCACCCUUCCUGGACCUGAUUGGGCCCUAUCCUGCUGUGAAGCGCUUCAUGACCAAGGUGGUUCCACUGAGCUGGUACAGUGCGCUGCUGCCAAAGUACGGUCUGGUUCUGGAGCUGGGCCCGGAUGGGGAGAUUGUAGACAGCUUACAUGACCCGAAUGGCAGCCUGACCUGGGCCGUCAGCGAUGUGUUCCAGCACGGCAGCCGGGUCUACCUGGGCAACACUGACCUGCCAUUCCUGCCUGUCCUGGAGGAUCCGAGAUAGGUGCUCUCAGACCAGGGGCAUAAGGGUUUGAGGGGCUAAGAGACUUCACACAUUCUGUGUGCUCAUGAUGCACUGUGAGCCAGACUCACAGGGAGGACAGGAGUAAAUCUCGACUUGAAAGUGAAAAACCGGUAACCGCCGGCGAUGCCUACUUUACCUCCGCAGCCCAUUUUCCCCCAUUGUUCUCAUUCGGUGCGUUUCCUGGAGUCCCGGCCAAAUUCCCCAGUCAGGCCAUCUAAACAUACCCCGGUUUAUUUGGCUAGGCAAAUCCCUCCUCCUCCGUCUCCGCUGAUGCGUGGUGAGCAGUGAGCUGCAUAAUGGCUGCCGUGCACCACGCAGGGGGAUGCUGCACAUUGCUGGGGGUUAAGGGGAGUCACUGUAACCCCCCCAGUCACUGUAUAACAGGUUGGGAUCCUUGAAAAGGAUGAAAUUGCCUUAUGCAUCAUCAUU